CAUAGCAUUUGUUGAGCAAUGACUCCUCGCUUUCUUUUUAUUCUUUUCUUUUUAGCCUUAGUUUGUUACCAAUGUGAAUGCACCACUGGAAAACGGCCACUGGGAACAUUCAUCAAGCACUAUGAGCCGCUGUAUUACGAUACUGCUUCUUUGCACGAGAUCCAUCGGAGAGCCGUUGAAAGUCGGUCGCAUGGGAAGUUCUCAUUUUCCGCGUUUGGGAAAUUUCACCAGCUAAAUUUGCGGCCUGAUAGAGACAUAUUUACAGGAGAUGCAACAAUUGUCUCAUCGGAUGGAAAGCCGAUCCCAUUUGAUCACGAUGCCGUUGUACGAGGUAAAGUGGAGGGUCAUCCCAGUUCCGAUGUGUACGGUGUUAUUGACAAAGAAGAUGGAUUCCAUGGAAAGAUAUUGAGUGGCAGUGAGAACUAUUACGUGGAUCCGUCUUCUUGGUACUUUGACAAGAAGCAAGAUUUUCCAUCUGUGAUCUACAAGGACACAGACCUGGAGUACGACCACAAUUUCGCCGAUAUCAAUGAAAGAGUACCCUCUGUGCAAGUUCCAGAACGAACCCGCCGCUCGCUUUCGGACCAAGACCAAGGCCGCGUUCGCAGGCAAACACAAGAACAACUGGAUAAAGACGCCUGCACACUCGGCCUCUACGCCGACAAUUUUUUCACCAAAUUGUACGGUGGCAAAACGAAAGCGAUCUUCCAGCUUGUCAAACAAGUGCAGGCGGUACAGAUCAUAUACACAAACCAGUUUAACGACUCGAACUACUUCUUUUCAAAAGGAUUAACAUUCCGCGUCAAGACUAUCGUUGUGUUCAACGAGACCGGAAAGCCACCCAGCAAUCUUCCCGACCAAAUUACGGAUAGUAACGUCGGUAUAGACACUGUCCUAGAUCUGUUCUCAAGUAUUGACCACAGUGCUGUUUGCGAAGCCUUCUUGUUCACCGAUCGCGACUUUGAGGGUGGAAUUUUGGGUCUCGCUUGGAUUGGAGACCCUGACGGAGGUGCAGCAGGCGGAAUUUGCGACGGAUUUAUCGAUUAUGGUGGAGGGAAAAAACGGAGUUACAAUACUGGUGUUGUUACAUUGAAGCUUUACGGACGAUUCACACCUCCCAGGGUAUCAGAGAUAACGUUUGCACACGAGCUUGGGCAUGGAUUUGGUUCUCAGCAUGAUCCAGACACAGAACAGUGUGCACCUGGUCCUCCUGAAGGAAACUACAUCAUGUUCGAUAAAGCAACAUCUGGUAUUGAACCCAACAAUGACCGCUUUUCUGUAUGCAGCAAAGACAGUAUCAAGAAAAACGUAAAUAGAGUUCGUUCUAAGCAAGGCAGUACUUGCUUCAUUAAAUCCGAUGACCCAAUAUGUGGAAACAAGAUAGUGGAAAAAGGUGAACAGUGUGACUGUGGAAAUGCAAACACCUGUACUGAGGAUUGCUGUAUCCCAGCAGGUAGCAACAAUGAAUGCAAGCUGAGAAUUGAAAAGAUAUGCAGCCCAAGCCAAGGGCCAUGCUGCAGCACUAAAUGUACUUAUGAGGGACCAGCUGUGUUAUGCGCUGCUGCAACAGGCUGCACAAAAAACACAUCAUGCAGUGGCCACUCAUUCAAGUGUGACACUCCAGAGGCAUAUCCAAAUGAGACCCUAUGUGACGAGGGACGUCGCUUAUGUUAUGCCGGACAGUGUUCCACAUCUGUCUGUAUGAAGUAUGGUUUGGAAGAGUGUUCUUGUUCAGUUGAGGAAGAACUUUGCGAUCUGUGUUGUAAAGAGAAAGGGGGAGCGUGUACUUCAGCAAUGCAGCUGACUCAGGUAUUAAGU
This is a messenger RNA of Orbicella faveolata, 1818 nucleotides long. RefSeq names its product disintegrin and metalloproteinase domain-containing protein 10-like. The record is from RefSeq and is a predicted model, not a curated record. Gene Ontology annotation, biological process: Notch signaling pathway; membrane protein ectodomain proteolysis. Lineage: Eukaryota; Metazoa; Cnidaria; Anthozoa; Scleractinia; Merulinidae. Gene Ontology annotation, cellular component: plasma membrane. Gene Ontology annotation, molecular function: metalloendopeptidase activity.